This is a messenger RNA of Perkinsus marinus ATCC 50983, 1037 nucleotides long. RefSeq lists its product as hypothetical. The annotation marks the transcript as partial. The record is from RefSeq and is a predicted model, not a curated record. NCBI's taxonomy places the organism in Eukaryota, Perkinsozoa, Perkinsida, Perkinsidae. The transcript has a single exon.
CUCCUUUAUACCGACACUACUUACUCGACUGGUCCCUCGUGCCGACUCUUUCCUCGCUAUUGGUAUGCUAUACGUCUUCAUUCAAGCUAUGGGUAUGCUCGGUGGGUUGGUCGUCCUCGCCUUAUCUGGUAUUGUAACCCAGUUUAUAGUUUGGUUCAAUUACGUAUUCACUGGCAACACGGUUACUUGGUAUAACCUCUUUGCAUCGACUACGACAUGCUACGUCUUCUAUGCGACAAUCCGAUGCUCCUGGUUCCUCGGUCUGAGUCUUUGGGAUAUCGGUUGGCAGUCCUAUGCGGAAUACCCCGACUUGAGGGACCUUCUGGCUCCACCUGUGAUGUCGAUUGAGUCUUCGCCGGGCUCCGCUGGGAGGAAUCCUGUGUUCACUGGCUUGCCUAGACAACCAUCCUCACCUCGAAGAGCGACCAUGCCUGGUAAGGAAGAAGUCCGUAGGAACAAGCAAGCCAAGAUGCUACUAUACGGCACCAUUGUGGUACUAGUUGUUACUACAGCAAUUGUGACUAUCAUCCCACUCCUGUGUGAUCUGGGUAUUUGGUGUCUUCGUGUUGAUUGGUUACAAGGCUUGGCUGAUGCCUCUAGUCGGCUCAACCGAAUGUGUCGAUUCUCUUUGCUUGUCGGCCUCUUUCAAUGGACGCAACAAUUCCAGUUUAUAUUCCCCCGUUGGUACCGGGCCGCUGGUGUUGGUGCAGCUAAGAGUUGGAGAUCCACGUUGAUCAUGUGGGCUGGCUACUGUAUCCUUGGUCCAGUGUCGGUCAUACGAUUGCUGCAAUGGUCACUCUACCCCCUCUUCGGCCUCGAUGCUGCUGGAAGGACUUCUGUUUAUAACUUUAUUGUACCCCAACUGGUCAAUGAAGGCGUAUCGGCUUCGACCAUGGACGGCAUCCUGAUACUACUAUGGAUGCUACAGCAACUAUACGUCUCUCAUAUAGUCGUUAAAGAGAUCAACCUUUCAGACUGGCAAAAAGAUGCUUUCUAUGAUGACUCUAUGUGGCUCGAGAACACUAUACAAUUCAAGU